CAUAUCUAAAAGCUAGCAAAUGUCAUAUAUUGGCAACUAGGAAAAAUGAAUUGCAAAACUAGAUUCAUGAGCUCUAUGGUGAUGAUUUCAAUAAUCAUCAUAUUUCUUUUGGUUUCAGGGAAAACUGAAGCGCUUCCCCAAAAUUGCAUUGGAUCAUGUAAAAUGCUUAUUGACUGUGCGACGGCUUGUAUCAAGAUGGGAUACACAACUGGCCAGUGUGUUGGCUGGAAAGACCCCGAUAUAUGUUGCUGCGACCAUUGAAUCUUUUCGUAAAUAUACUUAAAAUCAUCAACAAAAAUAAGUAAAUUCAUAUAUCUCUGAUUAUUAAAUUAUGCUAUAUAACAAAGUGUAUAUAUGAAUUCUCAUAAUAUACAUCAAUAUUGUGUUAUCAUAUGCA
Messenger RNA from Capsella rubella, 397 nucleotides. Its product is annotated as putative defensin-like protein 73. Lineage: Eukaryota; Viridiplantae; Streptophyta; Magnoliopsida; Brassicales; Brassicaceae. The transcript is spliced from 2 exons. The record is from RefSeq and is a predicted model, not a curated record. The coding region runs from base 46 to 261 and encodes 71 amino acids.